AAUUUCGCCAAAUCAUUUGUGUCCCCAAUUGUCCGUAAAAGUCCCUGUGUGGUCGGCCAUCUUGUUUUUUGCUUUACAAAGUUAGGAAAGUUUUGCUAGUUUCUUGGAGAAUUUUUUGUGCUUUGUAAAAAUGUUAGAGUGCGAAGGAUAUUACCAAAAUGCUCCCAAAGAAGUGCAUUUUAAUCCUUACUCUUUUAAUGGAGGGUAAGUUGGAUUUUAAACGGUUAAUUUUAGAGUUUAUUUGAAAAUUCUUGCUGAUUGUGAUUGCCUGAUUAUAGACUGUAGUGAGCUGUGAAAUGAUAUUUGCUAUUUUGCUAUUCAUUACUGUCAUCCAGAUGCUAACGUGGCUUUAAAAAAGUCUUAAACAGAAUAGUUGGUAGAAUGUUUUGUGCAACACUUGUGAUGUGCAUAAACGUUUUGGUCUUUUUGGAACAAAAGAUAUAUAAAGAUACUUGUGUCCAGUUAAUUUAUAAGCUCUGUGUACUUUACGUUGAGGAGUGCAGAGUCCCAGCCACGCAUAUUUUUUUGACUCGCGGAUGUUGCGAUCGUUGAGUUUUUUGUGGUUUAUACUUGAGUGUGGGGCAGUUAAACAAUGGGACAUGGCCAGCCUGCUUUGUGUGCACUGUUGCCUGCAAAGCGGGCCUUUUAGAACCGGAAAUCGGGCUUGAGCAUGCGUUCGUUCUUUUGACUUCGCAAAAGAAACACAACAAAUGGGUGAAGUGGCAAAAUUCGCAUAGUACCCAGUUCUAAUUCUUUCUGUCACUUUCAUUUGGUCUUAUAUAUCUGGGGCCGGUUGUAUCAAAGGCGUUUAACUCGCUAACCACCGUUUAACUCGCUAUCCGCCAUAUAAAAUUUAAACGCUUGAGAAAUCGCGUUGUAUCAAGCCCGUUUAGGGCUAUCCACCGGUUAAAUUCUGCCUAUCCACCGUGUAAAUAAUAAACUCGGAUAAACUCGGAGUUUGAAGAUAAAACAAUGAUUAUUUCGGAUGAAAAAGCAUGGGAUAGUUAUAAAAAUGCACAAUCAUGUGGAGGAGUUAUCUUUUUAAAUCCAAUAAACAUGAAAAACUCACUUUUAACUGGCUUGGUCUUGAGGUACACUGAGGUCACUUGCUCACUUGUAUUAAAUUCCGUGGCUUUGCUAUAUUUACGCACACCAGUGUCAUGUUUAGAUGUUAAGUAUAUAUAUACUCUGGCUUUUUCUCCUUCUUUUCUUCUAUUAUAUAGUUUGAAAACAAGCAGUAAGACUCCCAAUUUUAGCCAUUGUAAAACAAACAAUGACUUUGGAAAGCCAACAAGUAUACAAAAUAGACAACAAGACGCCGAAAGUCGAAAAAAAUUGUUCGCUCGCGUUAAUCGCUUUGAUCAACCAAUCAAAACUUGGGACAAAAUGUUCUUAAAAUUGUUUUGAACAAAAGUGCAAGGUCGAGGAACAAAUUUCAAACAAUAUAAAACUGAAUCAACUGACAAAAGCCAAAUACAACUCACAGUUUUUGCUAUUGCCUUCGACUCUUCGCAUAAAGAAGCCAAAAAUCUUUAAAGAAAUAUCCGUAAGUGAAUUUAAGUGAAUGAGAAACUCAGCACAAUGUGAAAAUGAAAAGUUUGAUAUAGAUUUGCAGCAACGAAUGGACGAGCAAACUCCAAAUAAAAACAACAACAAACUUUAUUGCAAAAGCUUAGUGGAAUUCACAAGUUAGAUAAAGCUUCAAAAGUUUACAAAAGCCUAGCAACAGCUGACAUAGAGGUAAGAAAUUUCAAGAAAAUCCUAAAGGUUAUCCUACGGAUAGUUAAACGCGGUACUAAACGGGCUUCGUACAACGCAAUUUUAUCGGCCGUUUAACUAUCCGCUGGAUAAGACAUUUAUACGCUGGCUGGCUAAACACCGUUUAAGUUAAACGCCUUUGAUACAACCGGCCCCUGUUAGUCUGCCUCAACGGCCUUUGAUUGUGUAUUUAAAAUUUAUUAACAUGGGAUCCAGGUUAGCCUACCUUGUUAGGUCCUUCUCGAUCCAGCAUUACCAUGCACAAAUUAAGGCUGAUUUAUAACACACAACUUUUGCCCAAAACUAUUGCAUGCAACCAAGGGUGGGUAGUAGCGAAGUCGAUUUGUUAUAGGUUAUAUUACAGCCUGAGCUAGUGGAUGCUUAUUAAAAUACCGUAAAACUAAAAAAUAUAGAGUAGCGAAAUAGCGAAAUAGUUCGCUACAUUUUUUAAGCAGUAGCUGUAGUCAGUAGCGAACUACCUUUGUUCAAAAGUAGCAGUAGUUGUAGCUGACUACAUAUUUUUGAAGUAGCUGUAGUUAUAGCGAACUACAAAAAUUUUGUGGUCAACCCACCCUUGCAUGCAACCUACUUACAACUUGAGUUGUACUGUGUAGAUCAAGCACACAACUUACCUACGUUGGCACACACUACCUUACACAUUACGAGGCAAAAGUUGUGCUGUGUAAUUUGACCUUCAAACCAGUUUACAGUACAUUAAUUGCAAUAAAUCCAUCUUUUUUCCAGAACUGUGUUGGCAAUUGCUGGCGAUGAUUUUGCAGUGAUAGCUUCUGAUACGCGUCUUAGUCAAGGCUUUUCAAUUCACUCAAGAACAAGUCCAAAAAAUUAUAAAUUGUAAGUUAUUAUUGUAUGAAUAGACAGAUUUAGAUCGAGGAUGUGGAUGUCAAAGGGCAGUGAACAGAUGAUUUUGCAAUAAAGAAGCAACGAUAGGCCAUAGUUUAGAUAAAUUUGCAUAAAUUGAAUCCAUGUUGUUAUAAUUUUUAAGAACUGAUGACACAGUCCUCGGUUGUGCUGGUUUUCAUGGUGAUUGUCUUACUUUAACCAAACAUAUCAAUGCACGACUUCAGGUGAGUUCUCUCCACAAAACGUAUUGUAUGUUAUGUGGUAUUAAAGUUAAGUGCCCUGACAGGGUCUUAGCUAGAGGGCCGUGUUGGCCGUGUUAUCGCGGCCAAAAAUCGAAAAAAACGGCUAGAUAAAAUGAGCACGGUUUCACUAUUUAUACAAGGCCGUGUAGGUUCAUAAAAUAAGAUGGUGCUACUUUAUAACAGACAGAAUAUCUUUCUAUUUACGUCAUAAGAAAGUUUGUAAAAUCUAUUGUUGUUGUUGAAAUUGGCAAAAGUGAUCCGUGAUGUUUUAAUAUUUUGAAGGAUAAUGGGAACCGUAUGGUGUUAAAGUGGUUUUAAAUAGCCCAAGAGUUGCUGAAAUAACUUAAUAUUUUAAUGUCAGUGCGCAAUAUGAGUAUAUGCUCGCUUUGUAUUUGGUUGCAAAGCAUAUAAACAACCACAGGCAUUGUCCGUUGUUGUAGAACAGUGAAUUUGGCUAUUCAAGGUAAUUGACAUGUGCACACCCUGGUCGUUCAGAAACACGCCCAAGAUCUAAAAUCCUAGCUAAGACCCUGUGCCCUGAUGAACCCUACUUUACUAUUUUACUUUCAAACACAACAAUUUUUCUCGUCAAGGGGAGAGUGCUGCUACUAUAUGGGUUAAUGUAUUAAAUUUAAUGUUGUUACUACUUACAGAUGUACUAUCAUGAACAUGGGAAAAGAAUGAGGUGGGUAUUUUACUGCAGUCCGAGGGUAUAAAACUUAGUGUGAGAUCAGUAAAAAAAUGAAGUCUUAAUUUGUAACAAUGUUUGUGCCUGAGUUUAUUGUCAUAGACUAUAUGUACACAGCACAACUUAAAGAAUAGUGAUUGGCUGAUAAUCGGCAUCGGGUAAAUUUUUGCCUUAUCAGAAGACAAUCGGAAUCGGUAGAAUUAUCUAUAUUUCCGAUUGUCUGAAACCGAUUGUUGAGAAAAUACGCACUUUAAAAAUUAUAUGCAUUGCACGUUGAUACACAUUGCAUUUUAAUGCAAUAUAUUUAAAUGAAUGUGUGAAGUGUGCCAUUUAUUAACGGUUUUAACAGAAAUUGUUAAAAAUUCAACAUGAAUGACGUCACCUUUACUCAGUCGAUUGAUAUUAUGACGUCAUUAUAAAAUCUGUAUCUGGUAGAUUGUGGCAUGAAUAAUCGGUAAUUUCCGAUUGUUGCACAAUCGGUCAAUCACUAUUAAAGAAUAUGUUUGUACUCUUAAAAAGGCACAAGAUUGUCAAAAAUUCCCAUGUGUUUACAUGAAGGACUGUAACUGUUGGAAACAUCAACCAGUGUGUGCUAAAUUCUGUCUCUGAUAGCACAGUGGAGUGACACAAUUUCACAAGACUCUGUUGCCUUUCAGCUGUCCUGCUAUUGCUCAGAUGUUAUCAACCAUGUUAUAUUCACGAAGAUUCUUCCCAUUUUACACAUACAACAUCAUCGCUGGUGUAGAUGCUGAAGGUAUAAUUAAGAUUUCUAUAGCGGAAAUUUGCAUGACAUUUGUGAAUAUGAUCAAAUGUACUUUACGUCAAGUAUUACACUUACCUACAGUAAUUUCAUACUUAGCCUAGACUAUUUUAUCUUUUACAACAAUUGUGAUAUUACUUUCCCAACCGUGUUUAUCCUAACCCACCUUAUCAUCAUUCCCUGUGGGAGGAAAGGAACUUUAGUAUUUUACUCUGUCGAACUCCAGACAAUUUUACGCAUGAAGGGAAGGGCACUGGUGCUUAAUAAUAUUUGUUGUGAUAUUCAUUUAAAUUUCGAAUGUAUUAUAUAGUCUUGACGAAUUUGAAAUGAUUUUCUUGCAGGGAAAGGAUGUGUGUUCAGUUUUGAUCCAGUUGGUUCUUAUGAACGAGAGAUAUACCGUGCAGCUGGUUCUGCGUCUUCGUUAUUACAACCUCUCUUGGAUAACCAGGUUAGUUUUUAUCAACUAGAAAUUUGUAAAGCUAUUUCUGAUUCGUUUGAUUUCUUAUGUUUUUCAACAAUUAAUUAUUUUUAACAAGAUUCAAUAAUCAGUUUGAUUGUUGGCAACAAUUAAUCAAUUGUGAAGAUGAGUUACUCUAGAAAUAGUUUUGGGGUUUUUAACGGGACAUAUAUACAGAAAUUUGUAUGAGCGCAUAUUCCAGGUUUCUGUAAGAACACAUUACUACCGGGCUUCUACAUGGUAACUUUGCUUUUUUGGGGGCCUGUGCUUUGAUCAAAGAAACUAGACCUUUCACUAAUGUUUCUUUGAUCAAUUCUUAUUCAGAUUGGUUACAAAAACCAGCAACGGGUUUCGGAGAUUCCUCCUUUAACCAAAGAAAAAGCUGUCGCCCUUGUUAAAGAUGUUUUCACAUCGGCAGCUGAGCGAGAUAUAUACACAGGCGAUGCUGUAGUUAUACACUUGAUAACUAAAGACGAAAUUCGUGAAGUCAGUUUUCCGUUGCGACGAGAUUAAUAAGAACAACAUUAGAACGAUAUGUAAACAGCUGUGCUUUAAAAAUGCUGCAGUUUCUACAUGUAGCUGAAGAAUGAAUGCCAAAGUGCAAAGUUUGAAUGUUCAAACAUUACAUUCGAAUGGAAAAAUAAACUGUUGCUAUUAAAUUGUAUGCCAAUGUCUAGUUAAGUCUAGAAUAUUGGCUUGAUAAUUUACACAGCAGUAUUAAAUGCAUUGUAUCUUUGUUAUGAUCAGACAGACUAUUAAGUAUGCUAAAUUUAUUAUUUAUAAGUGCUAUCAUGGACUGUAAAAUAACUGGAUAGGAAAUUUCGUGAUUUUACAAUCCAUGGUGCUACCGGUAGUCACCGGUCGUUUUUUCUGUUAAUUCACAAUUUAACCCUAACUAUUCACAUGUUAGCAAUACUUGGUAUAGUCGUAUGUGGUCGCAUAGAACAAGGUUUGUUCCACAUUCAAUUGCUUUUACACCAACAUCCAAUUCCUGGGACAGAGCACAUCCUGUAGCAGGUUUGAUAGCAGAAUAGUUACAACUUGUUGGCUGGGAUACAGUACCUUGUUAACAUUUAAAUUACCACCCAUAAAUAAUCUGACCUACAUAUCUUGUGAAUCAGUAGAUUCUUGGAUAAAGCAGUGAUCGACUGCAAAAAAACCGCAGCCUUGACGAAACCGAACCGCGACCAUAUGACAACAGCAAUGCUGUUAUAGUUUACUUCUAAGCUAUGGCUAUGCUGUAUGGACUCAACCUUCUUCAGUAACUUAUCUCCUGCUCAUGUCAAGUAAGGACAUCGUCACGCUGUAUUGUCCUUUUUCUUCGUAAUCUUAUCUCAAGUGCAUAUAACCACACACUUCCUCACACCAUCUUGCAAAUGAUUCAUCUGUUUAUUUCCGUUAUAAAUUAACAGGCGUAGGAAUAUAAUGAUUGGAAAAUUGAUGUUCUUUAAGAUACUCUCCUCCUUUCUCUUGGUAAUCUUGUCUCGUUGUUGAAACACUGGUGAGAUCUGGGACCGUCCUUGCCCAUUGCCUCAUUCCAAACCACGCAUCCAGACUGAAGUUGCCUAAGAAGAUUUUAAACAUUAUAUAAGAGGAG
Molecule: messenger RNA, 6363 nt
Organism: Paramuricea clavata
Lineage: Eukaryota; Metazoa; Cnidaria; Anthozoa; Malacalcyonacea; Plexauridae
Source: the annotation of a GenBank genome assembly